Molecule: messenger RNA, 2310 nt
Organism: Quercus lobata
Lineage: Eukaryota; Viridiplantae; Streptophyta; Magnoliopsida; Fagales; Fagaceae
Exons: 6
Coding region: 498-1961 (487 amino acids)
Molecular function (GO): phosphatidylinositol binding; metal ion binding
Source: RefSeq, a predicted model, not a curated record
AUAGUGUUUGGCUGGCAAUUAUCUUUUCUAAAAGAGGAGGAAGAAAAAAACACGACAAAAAAGGAUUUGUGAGAAUGUGGUUAACAUAAUCCAAAUCUUAAAAUCCUUCCCCUUCCUCCUUGUUUGUUGUUCAUUCUUCGUUUGGACCGGAUUUUUUUUAAAACACUGUUUAGAAAAUAGGAUCACUCGCUCACGUAACUAUUCUAUUAUAUUCUUCGUAUCAUAAUUUGUAUUUGUUUGUUUGUUUCUUCCUCUCAGUAGUUUUUAUGUUCUUUCUUUCCCCCAACUCCAACUGCGAGAAAACCCUCAAUCAAAUAUUCUGCUGUAGCUGGCUGGCCUUAACCAAAUCAUUCAUUCAGUGAGAAUUAGAAAACGGAUAUUCAUCGAAUUCCAAGUCUAAUAAUAAGUGCUUUGCUUAGGCCUUUGCUGUGCUCUGUCUGGUGGGGUUGCCUUUUCUUUUUAUUGUAGAAAAAGAAAGAAAACCGUGUGUAUGGGCCAUGGCAAACUUUGAUUCAACCAGGGUUUCUUAUUCUUCACUUUCUAAGGUUGUUGAAAAGGAUAAUAAUAAUGCCCAAUUCCACUAUAUUGAUGACUACACUGACUCUCCAUGGGACUCAAACUCAAAAAAGUCCUCUCCACCGGAUCACGUGUUUUAUGAGGAUGAUUUUGCUGUUGAUGGAGAAGAAGGAUAUGAUUCAAGCGAUGACACUCAUAAUUCAGUGCAACCUUAUAAUAAUAAUAAUAAUAGCAUGCAUCAUCCUGAGGUUAACUUGAAGAAUGUGCUCAAUGGUAUAUUUGCCAUUGUGACUGGCCGGGGCAAACUUCCAAGUUUCAUUUCAAAUCAGCAGUCGCUACUCCCUACUUCAAAUGUUUCAUUUCUUGGGUCUGCAAAGGAUGGUGAUUCCUUGUUGAACUCCUCCGUUUACAUACCUAGUGCCCCACCACUCCUUGAGCCCAGUGGAUCAAGUGGGGUUAAUUAUAGUGUUUACAAGGAUGUAUUGGAGGCUGAACCUCCUGACUGGCUGCCGGAUAGUUCUACUACAGUUUGCAUGCAGUGCACUGCUCCUUUCACUGCACUUACUCGUGGCAGACAUCAUUGUCGGUUUUGUGGAGGAGUUUUCUGCAAAGUAUGUACCAAGGGGAGGUGUUUGUUACCUGUUAAGUUCAGGGAGAGGGAUCCCCAGAGGGUCUGUGAUGCUUGCUAUGAUAGGCUUGAUCCAUUACAGGGUGUUCUUAUUAACAGCAUCAGCAAUGCCGUGCAAGUAGCAAAGCAUGAUGUGAUAGAUUGGACUUGCACAAGAGGAUGGUUGAAUCUUCCACUUGGUUUGUCUAUGGAACAUGAGAUAUACAAGGCCUCCAAUACUUUGAGAAGCUAUUGCCAGGUUGCUAGGUUGAAUCCUGACAAGUCAAUACCCUUAGCAAUUUUGAAAGGAGCAAAAGGCCUGGCAAUUUUAACUGUAGCUAAAGCUGGUGUUCUACUUUCUUACAAACUUGGCACAGGCUUGGUCAUUUCUCGAAGGUCAGAUGGAUCAUGGUCUGCCCCAUCGGCCAUAUUCUCUGUUGGUUUAGGAUGGGGUGCUCAGAUUGGAGGAGAGCUCAUGGACUUCAUAAUUGUGCUUCAUGAUUCAAAAGCUGUGAAGACAUUUUGUAGUCGCAUGCAUUUUUCUCUUGGUGCUGGUUGUAGUGCUGCAGCUGGACCUGUAGGGAGAGUGCUGGAAGCAGAUCUUCGUGCUGGAGAUAGAGGUUCUGGAAUGUGCUAUACAUACAGUUGUAGCAAAGGCGCAUUUGUGGGAGUGUCAUUGGAAGGGAAUGUUGUUGCAACAAGGAUGGAUACCAAUUUACGUUUUUAUGGUGAUCCUUAUCUCACCACAUCAGACAUUCUUCUUGGGAUGGUGAGCAGACCAAAGGCUGCUGAGCCCUUGUAUGCCGCACUUGAAGACCUAUUCUCCAGUCUACGGUGAUAAUUCCAGUUGUCUGCAAUUUGGCAUCUUUCUGAUGCAUGUGAAGCAUCCCCAUGACCAUUGGUGUAGAUCACUUUUCAGACGUGUCUGGAUUCUGAUACAGAUUCCUCAUUUUAGAUUUAUAACUGUAAAAAAGUUAUUUCGGAUUGUUUCGUCUUCUAUCUGUGUAAAGGGAUAUACUUAAUGCCACAGGAAACUUAGUCUAUUGUUUCUUUCUUAAUCCUAUACAUCUGUGAUUGUCAAACCGAUUAAGUAUAAUAUGAUGUAAAUAUACUAAGAUUCAUUGGGACUACUACAUGUAUAUAUGCAACAGAAUAAUAAAAAUUAAAUUUAGUUGGCAUGAAUCAAA